Messenger RNA from Hyaena hyaena (striped hyena), 4684 nucleotides. RefSeq names its product RB transcriptional corepressor like 2 (gene RBL2). The record is from RefSeq and is a predicted model, not a curated record. Gene Ontology annotation, cellular component: chromatin; nucleus; transcription regulator complex. Gene Ontology annotation, molecular function: RNA polymerase II transcription regulatory region sequence-specific DNA binding. The coding region runs from base 133 to 3555 and encodes 1140 amino acids. Gene Ontology annotation, biological process: cell differentiation; negative regulation of G1/S transition of mitotic cell cycle; regulation of transcription by RNA polymerase II. Lineage: Eukaryota; Metazoa; Chordata; Mammalia; Carnivora; Hyaenidae. The transcript has 23 exons.
ACUUGAGGUCGGGCUUCCUUGGUGGCGGCGCAGUCGCGGUGCAGACGGCCGACGGGCGGGCGCUUUGCGGUUUGAAUGGCUGCGGGCCCGGGCCCUCAGCUCACCUGAGGACCGGCCGCCCAGGGGUGCGCGAUGCCGUCGGGAGGCGACCAGUCGCCGCCGCCCCCGCCCCCUCCUCCGGCGGCGGGAGCCUCGGAUGAGGAGGAGGAAGACGACGGCGAGGCGGAGGACGCCGCGCAGCUGGCCCGCUCGCCGGCCCCUCAAACCCUGCAGCGGUUCGAAGAGCUGUGCAGCCGCCUGAACAUGGACGAGGCGGCGCGGGCCGAGGCCUGGGACAGCUACCGGAACAUGAGCGAGAGCUACACGCUGGAGGGAAAUGACCUUCACUGGUUAGCAUGUGCCUUAUAUGUGGCUUGCAGAAAAUCUGUGCCAACUGUAAGCAAAGGGACGGUUGAAGGAAACUAUGUGUCUUUAACUAGAAUCCUGCGAUGUUCUGAGCAGAGCUUAAUUGAAUUUUUUAACAAGAUGAAGAAGUGGGAAGACAUGGCGAAUCUACCCCCACAUUUCAGAGAGCGUACUGAGAGGCUAGAAAGAAACUUCACUGUGUCAGCGGUAAUCUUUAAGAAAUAUGAACCCAUUUUCCAGGACAUUUUUAAAUAUCCUCAGGAGGAGCAGCCGCGUCAACAGAGAGGAAGAAAGCAGCGGCGACAGCCCUGUACCGUGUCCGAAGUUUUCCAUUUUUGUUGGGUGCUUUUUAUAUACGCAAAAGGCAAUUUCCCCAUGAUUAGUGAUGAUUUGGUCAAUUCUUAUCAUCUUCUGCUGUGUGCUUUGGACUUGGUUUAUGGAAAUGCCCUUCAGUGUUCCAACCGUAAAGAACUUGUGAACCCUAAUUUUAAAGGCCUAUCUGAAGAUUUUCAUGCUAAGGAUUCUAAACCUUCCUCGGACCCACCUUGUGUCAUUGAGAAGCUCUGUUCCCUACAUGAUGGCCUCGUUUUGGAAGCAAAGGGAAUAAAGGAACAUUUCUGGAAACCCUAUAUUAGGAAACUCUAUGAAAAAAAGCUCCUUAAGGGAAAAGAAGAAAAUCUUACAGGGUUUUUAGAACCUGGGAACUUUGCAGAGAGUUUUAAAGCCAUCAAUAAGGCCUACGAGGAGUAUGUCUUAUCCGUUGGGAAUUUAGAUGAAAGGAUAUUUCUCGGAGAGGAUGCUGAAGAGGAAAUUGGGACUCUGUCACGGUGUCUGAACUCUGGUCCAGGAGCAGAGGCUGCUGACAGGGCGCAGAUGAAGGCCAUCCUGCAGCAGCAUUUCGACAGGUCUAAAGCACUUCGGAUCUCCACACCACUCACUGGUGUGAGGUACGUUAAGGAUAACAGCCCUUGUGUGACCCCAGUUUCUACAGCAACACACAGCUUGAGUCGUCUUCACACCAUGCUAACAGGCCUCAAGAAUGCGCCAAGUGAGAAGUUGGAACAGAUUCUAAGGACAUGUUCCAGAGAUCCAACACAGGCUAUUGCCAACAGACUGAAAGAAAUGUAUGAAAUAUAUUCUCAGCAUUCCCAGCCUGAUGAGGAUUUCAGUAAUUCAACUAAAGAAAUUGCCAGCAAACAUUUUCGUUUUGCAGAGAUGCUCUACUAUAAAGUAUUAGAAUCAGUUAUUGAGCAGGAACAGAAAAGACUAGGAGACAUGGAUCUAUCUGGCAUUCUGGAACAAGAUGCAUUCCAUAGAUCGCUUUUGGCUUGCUGCCUUGAGGUCGUCACCUUUUCUUAUAAGCCUCCUGGGAAUUUUCCAUUCAUUACUGAAAUAUUUGAUGUGCCACUUUAUCAUUUCUAUAAGGUGAUAGAAGUAUUCAUUCGAGCAGAAGAUGGUCUCUGUAGAGAGGUGGUAAAGCACCUUAAUCAGAUUGAAGAACAGAUCUUGGAUCAUUUGGCAUGGAAACCAGAGUCUCCGCUCUGGGACAGAAUUAAAGACAAUGAAAACAGAGUUCCGACUUGUGAAGAGGUUAUGCCUCCUCAGAACCUGGAAAGAGCAGAUGAUAUUUGUAUUACUGGCUCUCCUUUGACUCCCAGAAGGGUGAAUGAAGUUCGUGCUGAUACUGGGGGGCUUGGAAGAAGCAUGACGUCUCCCGCGACACUAUAUGACAGAUACAGCUCCCCGACAGCCAGCUCCACCAGGAGGCGGCUGUUUGUCGACAACGAUAGCCCGUCUGAUGGAGGGACACCGGGGCGCAUUCCCCCACAGCCCCUAGUCAGUGCUGUCCCUGUGCAGAACGUAUCUGGGGAGGCUGUUUCUGUCACUCCCGUUCCUGGGCAGACUUUGGUCACCAUGGCAACAGCCACCGUCACAGCCAACAAUGGACAAACAGUGACCAUUCCUGUACAAGGCAUUGCGAAUGAAAACGGAGGGAUUACGUUCUUCCCAGUCCAGGUCAAUGUUGGAGGGCAGGCGCAAGCCGUGGCUGGCUCCAUCCAGCCCCUUAGCGCUCAGGCCCUGGCUGGAAGCUUGAGCUCUCCGCAGGUGACAGGAACAACCUUGCAAGUCCCUGGUCAGGUGGCCAUUCAGCAGAUCUCCCCAGGGGGACACCAGCAGAAACAAGGCCCACCCCUGACCGGCAACGGUAUCAGGCCCAGGAAGACCAGCUCUUUAUCGCUUUUCUUUAGAAAGGUUUACCACUUGGCAGGUGUCCGCCUUCGGGAUCUUUGUGCGAAAUUGGAUAUCUCAGAUGAACUGAGGAAAAAAAUCUGGACCUGUUUUGAAUUCUCCAUAAUUCAGUGUCCUGAACUUAUGAUGGACAGACAUCUGGACCAGUUGUUAAUGUGUGCUAUUUAUGUGAUGGCAAAGGUCACAAAAGAAGAUAGGUCCUUCCAGAAUAUUAUGCGUUGUUACAGGACUCAGCCACAAGCCCGGAGCCAGGUGUAUAGAAGUGUUUUGAUAAAAGGGAAAAGGAAAAGAAGAAAUUCUGGUAGCAGUGACAGCAGAAGCCAUCAGAAUUCUCCAACAGAACUAAACAAAGACAGAACCAGCAGAGACUCCAGUCCCGUCAUGAGGUCAAGCAGCACCUUGCCGGUCCCACAGCCCAGCAGCGCCCCUCCUACACCGACGCGCCUCACAGGCGCCAAUAGCGAUAUGGAGGAGGAGGAGAGGGGCGACCUCAUUCAGUUCUACAACAACAUCUACAUAAAACAAAUCAAAACAUUUGCCAUGAAGUACUCACAGGCAAACGUAAUGGAUGCUCCUCCUCUCUCCCCCUACCCAUUUGUAAGGACAGGCUCCCCUCGCCGGAUACAGCUGUCUCAAAAUCAUCCCAUCUACAUUUCUCCACAUAAAAAUGAAACAAUGCUUUCUCCUAGAGAAAAGAUUUUCUACUACUUCAGCAACAGUCCUUCAAAGAGACUGAGAGAAAUUAACAGUAUGAUACGGACAGGAGAGACUCCAACCAAAAAGAGAGGGAUUCUCUUGGAAGAUGGAAGUGAAUCACCUGCAAAAAGAAUUUGUCCAGAAAAUCAUUCUGCCUUAUUACGCCGUCUCCAAGAUGUAGCUAACGACCGAAGUUCUCACUGAGUGCUUGCCAUCAAGGCUGCUUAGAAUCCGGACGUGGAUUUCUUAACUCUUCGGCAAAGCUUUCGCAAGAGCUGCGGAGGACAGAGCGUGCUCACGCCUGUGUGUCAGAGGUCUGUGGCUGUGCUGCAGCAGAGGGACUGUGUUUCGUUCAUUCCCACCGGCGGCGUGACACGCAGGACAGAAACUUACUUAGGUGUUUGUCCCCGAACGUCUGGUAGCUGUGGGAGGGUUUGCGUUCCUGCGCGAGAGUAAGGGCAGGAGCCCCGCUCGGGGGGCCCAGGCUCGAGCCCCAGCAUCCUGGUCCCUCGGUGUCAUGGUUCCCUCUCCCCGUUAGGUGUGGUAGUGCGGGAAGCGCUGGGCUGUUUGGUGUGCAAUGUGUGAGUGAACUUGUAUAAGAAGUGGCACUUUAGGGCUGUAAAAAGCAUGGUUUUGUAACCCAGAUUUUGCUGUAUAUUUGCGAUGGCACUUUCUACAAUGUGAACUUUAUUAAGUACAAAACUUCCAGGCUAAACAUGCAAUAUUAUCAUCUUUGAUGCUUUUGUACUUUUUUUAAACUGUUAAAGCCCCAGUAGCCACCUUUGGGCAUGUGUUUUUAAUUCUCCGGUGUUUUGUUGUUCAUAGGGAUCGUUGGCUGAGUAAAGAUUUUAAAUCAAGGUGAAUUAAGGGAAUAUGGAAACUUCUGACCUCUUCUGUAGGAGGUAGUUACCCUGAAAGACACGUGUCUAUUAAGGUGAUAAAUCUAAAAUCUCUUUGGGUGUGUUUCUGGCAGUUUAAAAAAUAGGUUGGCGAAUUUAGGUUUUUAUUAGUACAUAGUACCAUUUAUAAAAAUUAGAAAGGUUAUUUAACAAUUGUUGAAUUAUCUAUAUAAACCUUUAUUAAUCACUAUCGUUCCAGCAGUUUUAAAGUCGAAUGAAUAAUCUUAUUAGGGAGAAAAUUCAAUUGUAAAUUGAAUCAGUAUGAACCAAGUUACUGGGUAACUUCAUAUUGCUCUGAAAGAAAUAUGGAACUUACACUGUUCAGUUAGAAUAGUGGUCUGCAAAAAUAUUUAUAAAACCUCUCAAGAUACUUACUGCUACUGUAAUUUUAUAUGAAAAUAAGUGUAUUUUUCAAUAAAGCAUUUAUAAAUUAA